GAAGAAAGUUACCAGAUUUUUCCGUUACUCGCGCACGAUCGUUUCUCGUAUCCCCUCCAAGUAUUUGCACACAUCGAUUAUAAAACUUGCUGAGAGGUGAUCCAUAAGUACCUAUAAAAAUAAUAUAGUAAAGAUGCCGUAUUUUAAAGUUGAGACUAAUAUACCCAAUGACAAAAUACCUGAUGAUCUACCUGCAAAAUUAUGCAUUAUAAUUUCAAAAACAUUAGGAAAACCUAUAAAUUAUUGCUGUGCUACAGUUGUGGGAGGUGUGAAUAUGUCAUGGGGUGGUGACAAUGAACCUGCUGCCCAAGCGGUUUUGACGGGCUUGGCUGUUGAUGACAACAAAAAACACGCGAAAGUCUUGUUCGACUGUAUUUAUAAAUCUCUUGGAGUUCCUGUGGAUAGGAUGUAUAUCCAUUUCACGGAUGCAAAAACCAGCGAAGUCGGAUAUAAGGGAACAACAUUCCAAGAAUUAAUUGGAUGAUAAAUAACCAACGAGAUUACUCUGUUAUACGAUGCACUGCGCUUUAGUUAUAAUAUGAAGUAUGCACAAAAUGUAAAAAAAUAUUUCAAACAAUAAUUAUUUAAAAAUGUUAUUGUAUUAUCUAUUGAUUCUGCUAUGUAUAAAGUGUAUUAAAAAAAUACCUCAAAAUCUUACAAA
Diabrotica virgifera virgifera (western corn rootworm) is the source of this 661-nucleotide messenger RNA. Its product is annotated as macrophage migration inhibitory factor homolog. The record is from RefSeq and is a predicted model, not a curated record. Gene Ontology annotation, molecular function: phenylpyruvate tautomerase activity; cytokine activity. The transcript has 4 exons. NCBI's taxonomy places the organism in Eukaryota, Metazoa, Arthropoda, Insecta, Coleoptera, Chrysomelidae. Bases 134 to 484 code for a protein of 116 amino acids.